UGUUUAGAUUCAUUAUUUGGGAAUAUGAUUAGCCACUGGACUUGUUCUUCAACAGUUUUUUAAAUCUUUGAAGAUCUGGAAUACUAAACAGAGUGUUAAUUGAAGACUAAGGAUAUUCGGAAAUUCUUUGGGGUUAUACCAAGUGGAAAGAAAUCUGCAAGUGAAACAAUAAAGAAGAAUGAGAAAACAAAGUCUGCUGAAGAAACUUCAAAAGCAAAGAAAGGAAUAAAGGAAAUCAAGGUAAAUAGUUCUUGUAAAGAUGAUGACUCUAAACAGAAGCAACCAAACAGGAAAAAGAGGAUCAUCUAUGAUUCAGAUUCUGAGUCAGAGGAGACAGUACAGGUGAAAAAUGCCAAAAAGCAACCAGAAAAAUUGCCAUUGUCUAAGCCUGGUAAAAUUCUGCGGCAGGAUCCUGUUACGUACAUUUCAGAAACAGAUGAAGAAGAUGACUUUAUGUGUAAGAAGGCAGCCUCUAAAUCAAAAGAGAAUGGAAGAUCUACAAAUAGUUAUCUUGGAGCAUCAAACAUGAAAAAGAAUGAAGAAAACACUAAGACCAAGAAUAAGCCUUUAUCGCCAAUAAAACUUACCCACACAUCAGUGCUUGAUUAUUUUGGAACUGCUAGUGUCCAAAGAUCAGAUAAGAAGAUGGUGGCAAGCAAAAGAAAAGAGCCUUCAAAAAAUGCAAAUGAUUCCAGAUUAAAUGAUGAAGCCAUUGCCAAACAAUUGCAACUUGAUGAAGAUGCAGAGCUGGAGAGACAACUGCAUGAAGAUGAAGAGUUUGCCAGAACGUUAGCCAUGUUGGAUGAAGACCCUAAGAACAAAAAGGCUUUAAAGGACCCAGAAGAGAGAGAAACGUUUUCAUCUGUCCACGGCAAUUUAAACAAAGCAGAAAAACAUAAAUGUCCUUAUAAAGUAAAAACAGAUCACUUCUUGGAUGAAAGAAAGAACUGCAGUCCUAAGAAGCAAAUUAAAUGUGAAAGUUCAAAAGAAUCUCAGCAACAUUCCAAGUCUUCAGCUCACAAAAGAGGAGAAACUUCUUCUCCUACAGCUAGUUCCAAGCUGACGCUUUUGAAAAAAAAGGAAGAGAGUUCUUCUAAAGAAACAGAGCCUGUGUCCUUGAAAAGAAAAGAAUAUGCCAUUGAAUUGAAAGGAGAGGCAAAAAGUCCUAAGAAAAUCAAAAGUUCUCCUGCUAAAAAAGAGUCCGUAAGUCCUGAAGAUUCUGAAAAGAGACGCACUAAUUAUCAAGCUUAUCGAAGUUACUUAAAUCGAGAAGGUCCCAAAGCUCUGGGCUCCAAAGAAAUACCAAAGGGAGCUGAAAAUUGCUUGGAAGGCCUUAUAUUUGUAAUCACAGGAGUGCUGGAGUCCAUUGAAAGAGAUGAGGCCAAGUCUCUAAUUGAACGUUAUGGAGGAAAAGUAACUGGGAACGUCAGCAAGAAAACAAACUACCUUGUCAUGGGCCGUGACAGCGGGCAGUCCAAGAGUGACAAGGCAGCAGCUUUGGGGACAAAAAUUAUCGAUGAGGAUGGCCUAUUGGAUCUGAUUCGAACUAUGCCAGGCAAGAAAUCUAAAUAUGAAAUAGCAGUUGAAGCUGAGAUGAAUAAAGAAAAGUCCAAAUUACAGAGAACACCCCAAAAAAACUACCAAGGAAAAAGAAAAAUUAGUCCAAAUAAGAAGGAAUCAGAAUCCAGAAAGAGCCAACGGACUCCCAAAAAGGACAGCCCUAUGACGUCAGUUAAAAAGGAAACCAGUGUGUUUCAGAGAGGCCUGGACUUCAAGGAGCAGGUGGCCGAGGAGACAAGUGGUGACAGCUGGGCUAGGAAUUUGGCUGAUGACAGCAGUGAAAAUAAGGUGGCAAAUUUGCUCUGGGUGGAUAAAUAUAAGCCAACCUCGCUCAAGACCAUAAUUGGACAGCAAGGUGACCAGAGCUGUGCCAACAAACUCCUACGCUGGCUCCAAAACUGGCACAAGAGUCCGUCCGAAGAUAGGAAACACGCAAAGUUUGGUAAAUUUGCCGGCAAAGAUGAUGGCUCUAGUUUUAAAGCGGCAUUGCUCUCAGGCCCUCCAGGUGUUGGCAAAACAACCACGGCCUCUCUGGUUUGUCAGGAAUUGGGAUUUAGCUACGUGGAGCUGAAUGCCAGUGAUACUCGGAGUAAGAACAGUUUAAAGGAUGUUGUUGCUGAGUCACUGAAUAACACCAGCAUCAAAGGCUUUUAUUCAAGUGGAGCAGCCCCUUCAGUAAGCAUGAAACACGCCCUCAUCAUGGAUGAAGUAGACGGCAUGGCAGGCAAUGAGGACAGGGGAGGAAUUCAGGAACUAAUUGGCCUGAUAAAACAUACAAAAAUUCCCAUUAUUUGUAUGUGCAAUGAUAGAAAUCAUCCUAAGAUUCGCUCUUUGGUUCAUUAUUGUUUUGAUCUUCGUUUUCAAAGACCUCGGGUUGAACAGAUUAAGGGUGCUAUGAUGUCAAUUGCAUUUAAAGAGGGUUUGAAGAUUCCCCCUCCAGCUAUGAAUGAAAUAAUUUUGGGAUCCAAUCAAGAUAUCAGACAGGUUUUACACAACCUGAGCAUGUGGUGUGCACGAAGCAAGGCACUAACCUAUGACCAGGCCAAGGCUGACUCUCAGAGAGCCAAAAAGGACAUCAAACUGGGCCCAUUUGAUGUUGCCCGGAAGGUGUUUGCAGCCGGAGAGGAGACUGCUCAUAUGUCGCUUGUGGACAAAUCCGAUCUCUUUUUUCAUGAUUAUUCAAUAGCGCCCCUCUUUGUCCAGGAGAACUACAUACACGUGAAGCCUGUAGCUGCGGGGGGGGACAUAAAAAAGCACUUGAUGCUUUUAAGCAGAGCAGCAGAUAGCAUAUGUGAUGGUGACCUCGUGGACCGGCAGAUCAGGAGUAAGCAAAACUGGAGUCUCCUGCCCACACAGGCCAUUUAUGCCAGCGUUCUUCCUGGAGAGUUAAUGAGGGGGUACAUGACUCAGUUUCCCACCUUCCCCAGCUGGUUGGGUAAGCACUCCUCUACAGGCAGACACGAUCGUCUUGUGCAGGAUCUAGCAUUGCACAUGAGUCUCAGAACUUACUCCAGCAAAAGGACUAUAAAUAUGGAUUAUCUAUCACAUAUAAGGGAUGCACUUGUACAGCCCUUGACCUCACAAGGGGUAGAAGGAGUACAGGACGUUGUUGCCCUUAUGGAUGCCUAUUAUUUGAUGAAAGAAGACUUUGAGAAUAUCAUGGAGAUGAGCAGCUGGGGAGGCAAGCCUAGUCCCUUCUCCAAGCUGGAUCCCAAGGUGAAGGCAGCCUUUACGAGAGCUUACAAUAAGGAAGCCCACCUGACUCCGUACUCGCUCCAGGCAGUGAAGGCCCCCAGGCACAGCACUGGCCCUGCGCUGGAUCCUGAGCACAGUGAGGAGUUCCAGGAGGAUGACUCUCAGUCUGAUGAGAAAGAGCAAGACGCUGUGGAAACGGAUGCUAUGAUCAAGAAAAAGACAAAAUCUUCAAAGCCUUCAAAAUCAGAAAAAGAUAAGGAGUCCAGAAAAGGAAAAGGAAAAGGAAAAGGUUCAAAGAAAUGAAGCUGUUUCUUACUACUGACGGUCACUUUUUACUCACCCUGUUGACCAGUCCAGCUGGUCUAGAGGAGGCCUUAUUUUUUCCAAAGGAACCAUAAUAGGGCGACUGAGUGGUCCCAUUAUCAGUAAAUGGUGGUACAGCUAGCAGGAUGCAACCGGUAGGCUGAUGUACACCUCUUAUAGAGGUUGAUAGGACUGUGUGGGUCCUCCACUGCCCCCUGUCCAUCUAAUUCGAUUGUGCUUCAAAAUGACUGUGUAUAAUCAGAAUUAGAAACUACACGUGGGCUUUGGAAUUAGAUUUUAUUUAACAAUAAUAUGCCUGACAACAGUGGUACUAAGGCAGCUUUUGUAAGCUUAACAAUUUAUUCUAAUGUCCUGAACAUUUUUUUAAAGAUAGUUACUAUUAUGUGGUGAAGUUUUGUAAAUAAAUCAUAAUACAAAAUAGUCACCACCUAGAACUGGGUAUUCUUUUUGUACAUUGUCAAGUAUGUUGCAGAAUGUAAAUUAGGAAUAAAAAUGUCCCAUAUGGUACAUGUAUAAAUUCUUAAGCCUAUCAUCUUGUAUAGUAAAAUACUAUGUUGGUAUAUGACUUUCCUUACUAAUUUGCAAAUGAUUGGAUAAAAGAAGUUAACUUUACUACUAA
Myotis davidii is the source of this 4198-nucleotide messenger RNA. It is a transcript of the gene RFC1, whose product is annotated as replication factor C subunit 1. The transcript has 25 exons. Gene Ontology annotation, biological process: DNA repair; DNA replication. The record is from RefSeq and is a predicted model, not a curated record. Gene Ontology annotation, molecular function: DNA binding; DNA clamp unloader activity; ATP hydrolysis activity. The coding region runs from base 454 to 3558 and encodes 1034 amino acids. Gene Ontology annotation, cellular component: nucleus; DNA replication factor C complex. NCBI's taxonomy places the organism in Eukaryota, Metazoa, Chordata, Mammalia, Chiroptera, Vespertilionidae.